Messenger RNA from Acanthamoeba castellanii str. Neff, 1578 nucleotides. RefSeq lists its product as uncharacterized. Bases 1 to 1578 code for a protein of 525 amino acids. The record is from RefSeq and is a predicted model, not a curated record. Lineage: Eukaryota; Discosea; Longamoebia; Acanthamoebidae. The transcript is spliced from 6 exons.
AUGGAUGCAGCAACAAGCUCCACGGGCAAGGUCUUGACGAAGCGUGGGCGGGGCAGAAAGAGAAGAAACAAUCGAAACAAGAAGCGAAAUGCUGCAGAUGGACUGGGCGAGGCUGAGAUCGACUGCGAUUCUAGCCAUUACGUGUACCUCAUCAUAGGAUCUAAAGAUUCGACCGAUCUCGACACCCUGUACGUGUUUGAUCGCCUCCCACCCAUCCAAGCCUGCUACAAAUUCUGCGAUUUCGCGGCAGAUGCCCGAGAGGCGGAAGAAGACGAAGAGCAGGUGGAUAGCGAUGAAAGCGAAGGAGGUGCAAAGGAAGUGAAGAAGAGUGGCAUCGGAGAAGGAAGCCAAGUGCAUAGCGACGACGCCUCUCUGAACCACUUGCAGCGGCAGCGACGGCUCAAGCCAGAGAACAAGAACAUCGUCGUGCUCGAUGGUGACGGCAUCGUGUGCGCCAGCUUCAAGGGGAUCCCUGAUGCCAUCCACAACUGCGUCCACUACACCUAUGCCCUGCACGAGCAAGACCACCCUUCUCCGCUUGCGCACAGGAAUGUGCCGAUGCGCUUGGUCAAGGCCACGAGGGACCUGAUGGGCAUUGUCAGCAAGACCAAGUACCGACAGCACUCCAAGUCUGCGCUCAAGGCGACCAACAGCUUCGCGGCCCGCAGGGAAUGCCUCAUGCAGGUAGACUUUAGCCUAACGUACCUGGAUGUGGUUGUCGUCAGAGAAGUGAAAGACGAGCUCAACGCCUCCCAGUUCAAGACGGUGGCGUUCCACUUCUCGCAACUGAUCGGCCUCAUGCGCGGAAGAGAAUACUUCACCAAGGCCGACCUGGCCACAGCGUUUCCCGAUCUUGCGCCGUUCUUGCACAGGGCUGAUGACGCGACCGUCCAUCUGGAGGUGCUCAACAAGUACCGGGACAUAUUUGUUACGAUGAUAGCCGAGGGCCUCCAGGUCCAUGCCAAGGGGCCACUGCUCCUGUUUGCCGCCGACCCCACGUCGUGCAAAGGUCGGUGGAACAUGCUGACCUAUGAGUCCAGGGGAGUGAUCAUUGACAGUGUCCGUGAGCGCUGCGUGGCCUACCCGCUCGACCACUUCUUCGCACUCGAUGCGGAAUCGGGAGUAGUGCCGUCGUGGCCCACCGACGAGGAACUACUCCGGCGCGAGGGCAUAGAGCAACUCCUGCGCGGCUCCACCACCGCCAUCACCACCGACGACCGCCACAACGCAGAGCUCUCGGCGUUCUACACGGCGUUCCUGGACCCCAACACGCACCGACCGAGCAUAGCCGGCGAGCGCGCCUUCGACGUUCCGCCAUCAGUGAAGGAGCAGUGGGACAGGCUUGUGGGCAACGACGAUGAUGAUAUGGAGGGGAAGGACGAGCAAGUCUCUCGACUACUAGAAGCGAUGAAGCUCUACACCUUCAUCCUUGUCGCGACCCGAUCCGGCACUGAAGAGGAGACCGGGACCCGGCUGGCGCUCCUGGGCCUGCGACAUCAUCACACGUGGGACAUGCAACCUCUGGCCGUGGUACAGGACGUGGCCGCCCAGGUCGGACUCCCCUCUGUCGCGCUGUGA